Messenger RNA from Hibiscus syriacus, 2963 nucleotides. Its product is annotated as zinc transporter 5-like. Gene Ontology annotation, biological process: transmembrane transport; intracellular zinc ion homeostasis; zinc ion transport. Gene Ontology annotation, cellular component: membrane; Golgi apparatus. The record is from RefSeq and is a predicted model, not a curated record. Gene Ontology annotation, molecular function: zinc ion transmembrane transporter activity. Lineage: Eukaryota; Viridiplantae; Streptophyta; Magnoliopsida; Malvales; Malvaceae.
AAAUCACCCAAGAAAAAAUAGGGAACAAGUCAAAAUGGCGGAUCACGAUCACCAUCAACACCACCACCACCACCACCGUCCCAACCGCCUCUCCGUCCCUCCACGAGCCACCGGAUUCACAACCCAAACACCCACCCCGAUAUCUUACCCUUCGUAUUCCUAUCCUUCUUCCAUCACAACCCCAAUUGCAACUCCCUCGAAACACCGCCUUUCCCUCCAGUCUUACAGUGCUUCCUCCUCUUCCCAAAAGAAAACCUCCCUUUCUUUCCUCCUCUUCCUCCUCCUUUCCCUCCGCUCUCUUUACUCUCUCCUCCCUUUCAUCCGCUCUUCUUCUCAUUCUUUCUCACUAUUCCCUUUCUCUUUCCUCGUCUCUUUCCUCACCUUCCUCCUCUCUCUCUCAUUUACUCUCUUCUCUAAAAAAAGCCCCAGAAAUUUUUCUAAUUUCCCAAUUUAUUCUCUCACCAACUCUCAGCUCAAACUUCUACUCUCUAAGUCUUUCCUUUUGUCGAUUAUCUUACUUCUCAGGUUCCAAGCUCUUAGAUACUGUGGCACAGCUGCUAUGAUCUUAGCUGAACUAUCCGGAAACCUUGCUGGCAGGCUUUUUUCCAAGGAGAAAAACCCGAAGAAAAGGUCUCUCUUCAUUGGGUUUUGCUUUUUAUUUAUUGGAUUGAUGCUAUUAUCUCUAAGUUGGGAUAGAGUAGAUUGUUUUCCUUUAAAUAAGACUGGGGUUUCCAUGUAUCCUAGAGAAGGAUGUGUUAGAAUUUGGCCUAUGUUAUUGCCGUUUUUAUCAGGGUUUUUAGGUUGUUAUGAGAAGGUUUCUAUGGACUGGGGGAGCAUUAGACAGCUUGGUCCAAAAAGGGUUCGAUUGAUUUCAUUGUUUUUCACUACACUUAUGCUUUUUGUUCCUGCUGUUGUUAGUUUCUUUGUUUAUGAAAGUGAAGGAGGAGGGAAUAUUUCUAUUGAUAAUUUAGGUUGGCCUUUGGUGAACAUUGUUGUCUUCGGAGUGAUUUUGAGUGAGAAUUUCAAUAAUGAUGAUGAUAAGUUAAUGAGUUCUAAGGAUUUCCGGAGGGAGUUUGUGGUUACGUUCGUUUGUACCAUUAUAUUGGAGUUGUUUUAUUUUGAGGAGCUAUCACUCUCAGGAUUGUUGUUGUGCGGCUUGUUGCUGUACAUUGCUGUUCGAGAGCUGGAUCCUGUUUAUACGAGUUAUAUUGAAUUGGGGAUGGAAUCUUCGGAGACUUCUAAUAUGUCAAUAUGGAAACCUAUUCAACAUAUAUUGAGUGAGCGAAAGUCUCGGAAAAUUGCAUUGUUUCUGUUGAUUAAUACUGGAUAUAUGGUUGUGGAAUUUGUUGCUGGCUUCAUGAGUAAUAGUUUGGGGUUGAUAUCAGAUGCAUGUCACAUGUUGUUUGAUUGUGCGGCAUUGGCUAUUGGGCUUUAUGCUUCUUAUAUUUCACGGUUGCCUGCUAAUAGUCAGUUCAAUUAUGGCAGAGGCAGAUUUGAGAUUCUAUCAGGGUAUGCUAAUGCAGUAUUUCUAGUUCUAGUUGGGGCAUUAAUUGUAUUGGAAUCCUUUGAGAGGAUUUUGGAUCCUCAAGAGAUAUCAACCAACAGUCUGUUAACUGUCUCUAUUGGAGGGCUCCUUGUCAAUUUGAUCGGUUUGAUAUUCUUUCAUGAGGAGCAUCAUCAUGCACAUGGCGGAUCAUGCUCGCACUUGCAUUCACAUUCUGAUUCCCACUCUCAUGACCAUUAUCAUCAACAUUCACAUGAUCAUGAAAGUCAUGUUGAACAUCAUGAGUUUAUAAAUGUUUCCGAUGGAUGUCAUGAUUCUUGCUCCAGCCAUGAACACCAUCACAGUAACCAACAUCGCAGCAACAAUCACCAUGGCGAAGAUCACAAGAAACACGAGUUUCAUGGCCACCAUGAUCAUCAUCACAAUCAAGCCCACCAUGAUUUUGCCCACCAUCAUGAUCACCAUGACCAUGGACAUGAUCAUGCUCAUGCUUAUGCUCAUGACAACCAUGAUUAUGCCCACCAUCAUCAUGAUCACCAUGACCAUGGACCUAAACAUGAUCAUGCUCGUAGUCAUGACCACCAUCAUGAUCAAGGCCUGCACUCCCAUACACACUCUUCCGAAACUAAAGGUCAUUUACCGCAGAAGCACCAGCAUCGACACAUAGACCACAAUAUGGAGGGAAUCUUUUUGCAUGUUCUGGCAGAUACCUUGGGAAGUGUUGGGGUUGUUGUAUCGACCCUCUUAAUUAAGUACAGAUGGCUUGUCGCUGAUCCUGCAUGUUCAAUAUUCAUUUCAGUUUUAAUUAUAUCAUCAGUUAUCCCAUUGCUUAGGAACACGGCUGAAAUUCUGCUUCAAAGAGUUCCAAGGGCGCAGGAACAGGGUUUGAAGAAGGCCAUCAGUGAUAUUACAAACAUGAGAGGGGUGCGUCGUGUUCAGAACUUGCAUGUAUGGAGCUUUACAAACUCGGAUAUCGUUGGAACAGUUCACCUUCACAUAGCAGCAGGAACUGACAAGGCUGCUAUGAAAUCACGAGUGUCGCAUAUCUUACAUGAUGCCGGAAUCAAGGACUUGACGUUGCAAGUUGAAUGUGUGGAACAAUAGUAAACUGAUGAGCAUGGAAACUAGUAGCUCAUUCAUUGUAGGACUGAAUCUAAACAUAAUCAAAGUCAACAGUUGCUCCGAUUGAUAUGUUGUUGUUAAGGAGUGCGGCUUUCUCGGUUCUAUCUUGGAGCAUUCAUAUACUCAUAAGAGCCGAGUUCAGCAUCCAUGUUUUACAUCAAGGAAUAGAAAGGAAAGUAUAUAUAUAUAUUUGUUGCAGAUGGGGUCAGGGGCAGUGUCUUCAGAACUAAAGAGGACUGUUAAAUUCUCACAGGUUCAGGUGACUGAAAUCCAAACAAAAAUAUUUAAUUGGUAAUGUAAUGAAACAAGCAGUGUUACAUUAUUUCCUUUUGUGUGA